AUGGAUCAAGUCUUUGCAUCAACGCCAGACGGUUUGCAACGCCGGCCCUAUCGUUCAAAGAGGAACCGGCCGUGCAUGCUUUGUCGUGCGCGCAAGACGUCAUGUCGACGUGCGGACAAUGACAUCUCGUGUAUAACAUGCCGCAAAAGGGGCCAGCGCUGCAGCUUCCUCAAUGACAUCGCGCCAGAGGCGAGACCCGCCGGUCUGCCGAGCGGGAGUGCUGAUGAUGGCCACGGGCUGGAUAGCAUGGGACAGCCCGGGGACGGCUUCAGCACAUCGAUACUGCCGGAGAAUGUGGUCAAUGACGCUGGGCUAGGGUUCCCCGAUCACCGAAUGAAUGACGGCUUCCCGCACUACUCUGUGGACAUGGAGGCCAUGUACGGGGGCUUUACGGAUGCAAGGAUAUGGAGCAGUCCGCCGCUUGAAGAACCGCAGUCUGUGAAUGCAGCGCUUGGAUCCGACCUGAUGCACUCCGAUGAGGAAAUCUUCGAAGCACGCGAGCGAGUCGCUUCACUGCCCGUCCCAGAAGCUUUAGAGCCCAGCCUGAAUCGUCCAGAGAAGGCGCCGCAAACGGAGAUUAGCUUCUCCAAUGGAGCUAAAUCUACUCCGAGACUGCCGAUUGACCGUAGCAGUGCAGCUACUUUCAGCAUUGACCAAAGACCUGACUUUCAGAGCACAUACUUUGGGCUCUCAGGAGAGUCGGACCCGUACCUGCUACGGCAUUACCUGUACAAUGACGCGGAUGAGUUUCCCUUUCUCCGAGUCAUAUACCGAAGGACCCAGCACGGCACCAUACCUCGUGACCAGCUUUCGGUCACGGAACACCCCGCGGCUACAGCUCAGGACAGCAGCCAUGUACCUGUGCAGUUCCUCCUAACUUCGAAUGAGCUUGGUGACGAACUGAGGCGCCUUGGGCCCACAAAUCACCUAUAUGAUCAUGAAUCGGUCAGGGAAGAGCUGAAUAACCUCGUCAAUGAAGAGAUUGGGCAGAGGCUAGUCUUGUUAUUUGUCCAAUACGUCUUCCCAGCAUUCCCCGUUAUCUCUCGCUCGCGACUAGCAACCGCGCUUGGUGACUAUUACGAGUCCUCUUCCACGAGAGCUGCUCCAUUGCCAAGUUAUCUCCUGGCUGCCAUAUAUGCUUCCGCGCUUCCUUUCACGGCUUAUGACGACAUUCUGUGCGUCUCCAGCGUCUACAAAAAGCCCCCUGCCGAAAAACUAUGGCAGAUGGUGUAUGAUGGUGUCCAGACAGACCUUCAUACACCGCGAUUGGCCACGAUCUCGGCGGCACUACUGUAUCUUCACCGGCCCCGAGUUGGAGUUCAGCACGUCUCGGCCGACAACUCCUUCGCCUGGUCUUUGAUGACCUCGAUUGUCGGCCUGGUCGCGAGUCUGGCGUUGCACUUGGACUGCAGAUCAUGGUCCAUCCCGCCGUGGGAAAAGCGCCUAAGACGUCGUCUGUGGUGGAUGACCUUUUCCGAAGCUACGUGGAGAAGCCUUUUGUUGGGGAGACCUUCAGUUAUCUCUCCAGACCAAUGGAACGUCUCGGAGCUCACAUUUGCGGACUUUGAGUUCGAGGACAAUCCUUCUCUCGAUGAGGAGAUUUCAGCAUCGAAUGACUUUGCUGCAAAGCUGCGACGCGCAAUGUCAGAGUCCGACGGUGGCACGAUGUCGCAAAAGCUCGCGACAUUGGCAACCAUUGCCGACAACAUCUAUAGAUGUCUUUACACGAUACGGGCAACCGCGAAGCUCGCCAACGACCUUUCCGGUUCCAUCAGGGCUAUUAGGCCUCUUCGCGAGGAGUUAAAGUCAUGGUAUGCCAGUCUCCCCGUCCAUUUGAAGACCCCGAGGGCGGACCCUGAGCGGGCAGCCCCCGCUGCACCAAGCUCAGUGGCGUGCCUGAAGUUUGCCUACCUCACUCUCGAGAUACUGCUCUACCGCGCUUUGUUACGGCCGCUUGGGAACAUUGAUUUGGAAGAUGCCUCGAUAAACACACCCCGAACAGACCAGUUUAUAUCAGGCUUUCUCGCAGAGGGAUCUUGUAAUGACUCGGAUUCGAACAUGGCUGGACAGAUGUCACAUGAUAGCCUGCGAAACGAAGUUGAACUGAUCAUUUGCGCCGCCGAAAAUUGCGCGAGGAUUGUCAGUACCUUCACCGUGGAGCUAAUGUCAUGGGACUUCGCCGGCUUCUGGUACUCCUGGUCGCGUAUCGGCUGGGCAAUCACUUCAAGCUUCCUCGCCCUGCUCUUUGUCCAAUCACCGAGCGUGGAGCACGCAAAGACGUGCAAGACGCUCAUCGACAAGUGGAGGCAGAUACUGCGGCAUCAAUCGCAGAGCUUUGAAGAUAUGAGCCUUGGGAUUCUUCGACUAGACGCGAUGUACUGGUCGGACAUGAACAAAAUAUUCAGGAUCAACAGACACGUAGCGCAAGUCAUCAAGGAAUCAACAUGA
Thyridium curvatum is the source of this 2448-nucleotide messenger RNA. RefSeq lists its product as uncharacterized. Gene Ontology annotation, molecular function: zinc ion binding; DNA-binding transcription factor activity, RNA polymerase II-specific; DNA binding. The record is from RefSeq and is a predicted model, not a curated record. Bases 1 to 2448 code for a protein of 815 amino acids. Gene Ontology annotation, cellular component: nucleus. The transcript has 4 exons. Gene Ontology annotation, biological process: DNA-templated transcription. NCBI's taxonomy places the organism in Eukaryota, Fungi, Ascomycota, Sordariomycetes, Thyridiales, Thyridiaceae.